Molecule: messenger RNA, 3141 nt
Organism: Manihot esculenta (cassava)
Lineage: Eukaryota; Viridiplantae; Streptophyta; Magnoliopsida; Malpighiales; Euphorbiaceae
Exons: 5
Coding region: 1-3087 (1028 amino acids)
Molecular function (GO): nucleic acid binding; zinc ion binding
Source: RefSeq, a predicted model, not a curated record
AUGUCGCGAGAGGGAAACAAAGAAGGAAGGGAGCAAGGAAGAGUGUCCGGAGACAGCAGGCGAGAAGAGAGGAUGGAUGUACGAAGGAGGGAUGUAGGUGUGCAAGUGAAUAUGGAGGAAGAAAGGAUGGGCAACUCGGAAGAUGAUGUGCAGACGAAGGAUUCUCAGACCUCAAGUUCAGGAGAAGUUGAGCCCUCCAUUCUGAGCACAGCGGCAAAACGAGAGCAAAAGAAGGGUAGAGGCCGUCGAAAGGCGAAGAAAGACAGGUUGUGGCAGGGACGAAAGGCUAGUCUGGGGUAUGGUGUUGGGUCCAGUUCUGGUAGAGGGAGAGUCAAAUGUGUGAGCUGUGGAAGGCCGCAUAAGGGAGUGUGUCUUGCACGGACAACAGCAUGUUUCACGUGUGGACAAGAAGGGCACUUUGCGCGUGACUGUCCUACUUCGCCCAGGGUGGUACAAGCCCAGCGGUUCGCUACCAGGAAUGUAGGUCAGGCCAGUCACCAGGGACGUAGAGGAGCAGACACAGCGGACACAGUGAUGCCAGAAGUUGCUGCACUUGCUGAAACUGUCAAAAUUACACCAGAAAUUACAGAAUUUGCUGCUGUCCAAGUUGCUGAAAAUAGAGACAGCAACUGCUGUCAAACUGCCACAACCACUGCUGCCCAUAAAUCAGCACCAGCCGAAGUACCUGUUACAUCCCCUGCUGCUGUCCAUAAACCAGCAACUGCCGGAAGUGCCCCAACUGAACCAAAAUCUGCUGAAAUUUCUGAAACAAACCAGCCCCCUGGAGAAUCCAGCACAACUAGAUUGCUAGCACAGGUAAAACAAAUUCCAAGGUAUGCCAAGUUUCUCAAAGAGCUAUGCACCAACCGAAGAAAACUUGCUGAACGUGAGAAGGUAAGUGUGGGGGAGUGUGAUGAGUGCAAACCUGUUCGUGAGGCACAAAGAAGGCUAAAUCCACCUAUGAUGGAGGUUGUAAAGAAGGAGAUUAUGAAGCUCCUAGACAUUGGGGUAAUCUACCCCAUUUCUGACAGUAAAUGGGUGAGUCCCAUCCAUGUGGUACCAAAGAAGACAGGGAUUACCAUUGUCCCUAAUUCUGAAGGAGAGCUAGUACCCACUCGUAUACAAAAUGGGUGGAGAGUUUGCAUGGACUAUAGGAAGCUCAACACAGCCACAAGGAAGGACCACUUUCCCUUGCCAUUUAUGGAUCAAAUGCUUGAAAGACUUGCUGGAAAGAGUCAUUACUGCCUCCUAGAUGGAUAUUCGGGGUUUUAUCAAAUCCCCGUUGCACCUGAAGACCAAGAGAAGACCACUUUCACAUGCCCAUUUGGCACAUUCGCAUUUAGGAGGAUGCCCUUCGGUCUUUGCAAUGCACCAGCCACCUUCCAAAGGUGCAUGAUAAGCAUUUUUUCUGACUAUGUGGAGAAGAUCAUUGAAGUCUUCAUGGAUGACUUUACGGUAUAUGGCAACUCAUUCCAUGAAUGCCUAACCAACUUGGAGAAGAUACUUCAAAGGUGUUUGGAGACAAACUUGGUUCUCAACUAUGAGAAAUGCCACUUCAUGGUCAGCCAUGGCUUAAUCUUAGGCCAUAUUGUUUCAGCAAAAGGGAUUGAGGUGGACAAAGCCAAAAUUGACACCAUCAAAAAUCUGCCCUACCCAACCAGCAUUAGGGAGAUUAGAUCAUUCCUUGGACAUGCUGGUUUUUACAGGAGGUUUAUCAAGGAUUUUUCUAAAAUAACUCAGCCUCUUUGCAGAUUGUUACAGCAGGAUGUACCCUUCAACUUUGAUGACAGCUGCAAAUCAGCCUUUGAUUUGAUCAAAUCACUCCUAAUUUCUGCCCCAGUCAUCCAGCCACCUGAUUGGACCCUUCCAUUUGAGAUCAUGUGUGAUGCCAGCAACUUUGCUGUAGGUGCGGUAUUGGGACAGCGUGUAGGUAACUCUCCUCAUGUCAUUCACUAUGCCUCACGCACCCUAGAUGCUGCACAAUGCAAUUAUUCCACCACAGAGAAAGAGUUGUUGGCUGUUGUGUUUGCAUUGGAGAAGUUUAGACCCUAUCUACUUGGUACAAAGGUGAUUAUAUACUCAGAUCAUGCUGCACUAAGGUAUUUAAUCAAGAAAAAGGAAUCCAAACCUAGGCUGGUGAGAUGGAUAUUGCUGUUACAAGAGUUUGACUUGGAGAUCCGUGACAAGAAAGGCAAGGAGAACCUUGUGGCGGAUCACCUCAGUAGAAUUCUGACCGAGAUGGAGACAUGCCCCAUCAAUGAGACCUUCCCUGAUGAGCACCUCUUUGCUGUCCAAGAAGAGGAACCAUGGUAUGCUGAUAUUGUUAAUUUCCUUGCCAUAGGUGAUUUGCCCAAACACAUAAGAGACAAGAUCAAGAAAGAGGCAAGGUAUUAUGUGUGGGAUGAGCCUUACCUAUGGAAGCAUUGUGCAGACCAAGUCAUAGGGAGAUGCAUUCCAAACCAUGAAACAAAUGGGCUGGCUGAAGUGUCAAAUAGGGAGAUCAAGUCAAUCUUAGAGAAAACAGUUUGCCCAAGUCACAAAGAUUGGAGUUUGCGCCUAAAUGAUGCCUUAUGGGCAUAUAGAACAGCAUAUAAAACUCCAAUUGGGAUGUCUCCAUAUAGGCUGAUUUAUGGGAAAGCAUGCCAUCUACCUGUGGAACUUGAACACAAGGCCUAUUGGGCUGUGAAGAGCUGCAAUCUUGAUAGAGAAGAGGCUGGAAUCUACAGGAAAUUACAGAUUCAAGAACUUGAAGAAAUUAGGCGUGAUGCAUAUGAAGCUUCAUGGGAUUAUAAAGCAAGGACCAAAGCCUUCCAUGACAAAAACAUCUCCAGAAAACACUUCCAGGUUGGUGAUAAGGUUUUGCUUUUUGAUUCAAGGUUCAAACUAUUCCCUGGAAAGCUUCGGUCAAGGUGGAUUGGACCAUUCUUGGUUGAACAUGUCUACCCACAUGGAGCUGUUGACAUUCGGAGCCCACAAACAAGCAAAGUUUUCAAGGUUAAUGGGCAUCGUUUGAAGAGAUUCUAUGAAGGUUUUACUGUUCAUGUUGUGGAGGAGGUCCCCUUGGAUCCCCCCUCCCAAGAUUGCUGAGCAAAACACUGAAGUCCAGCCCAAGACAGAAAACAGGGCGCUACUGGGAGGCAG